Molecule: messenger RNA, 2265 nt
Organism: Trichoderma asperellum CBS 433.97
Lineage: Eukaryota; Fungi; Ascomycota; Sordariomycetes; Hypocreales; Hypocreaceae
Molecular function (GO): protein binding
Source: RefSeq, a predicted model, not a curated record
AUGGAUAUAAACGGACAAGACCCUAGGAGUCCACCCCGCCGACCACCUCCAGCUCGAAGCGGCUCCCAGAACUACGGGGACUCACGACAAGGACAGCCAAGGCCAGGACCUGAUAGCUACGCAGGCUAUGGUGACGGCGGAUACGGCGCUCGGCAGCCACCUGGUCCACAUGGAGCUCAGCGAAGCAUGACGAUGCCGUACAACAGCUCCGUAGGUCGUGGAGUACCGCAAAGGCCUGCUACGACAACAGGAAAUCGGCCUCCGCCUCAAAGGACCUAUCCUCAAGACAGCCAGCCGCCGCCACUGCCAGCACAGUAUAACAAUGUUCCUGCUCCCCAUGGCGAUAAUGGAUUCGACCCAUCGUAUGCCAACGCCAUUGACGAUGUAUACGACUCUUACUAUGACGAGCCGAGAGCGAGCAUAUCAAGCCACAACUCGUCGCACAACUCACAUGCGCAUAAAAGCAGCAUUUCAAGCCUGCCAGACUUUGAUGCUAUUCCCGUACACAGCAAGCGGGAUUCUUUUGAGCAGUCCAUGCGACCAGGGGCUGAGCAGCCGCAGCAGGGAGCCCACCAAACUCCCAAGCUGGGCCAUGCCCGCUCCAUGGUAGAGAUGCGCGAACCGCAGUCUGCAGUUUUUGAGAUGGCCGCCGACAUUCCUGAAGUUCCAGCCAUUCCUCAGACGCAUGCGUAUCAGCCGGGAUAUAAUCAAGGAUACAAUGGGCCUGCAGGAUACGCGCAGCCGCCGAUUUCACGAGGCCCAAGUGCGCCUCCAGGUGCAGCCGGGCAGCCGCAUUCUGGAUUCGGGAGCAAUCGUCCGCCCAUCGUCAGGCCGGGCACCGCUGCACCCACCAAUCCAGACGGUCUACCUGCACAUCCAACGCCUGUACGUCCGGGCUUGAUGGAAAACUCGCUUGUGAACCCGAAUGCCAAGCCUCCUCCUAUCCGCAACUAUGGAGGUGGUCCUCAGACAGGGCCGCCGCCGCAGCAGCAGCAACAGUACCAGCAGCAACAACAAGCACCAAUGCAACAACAAAUGCGUCAACCGCAACAGCAGCAGUACCCUCCUCAACAGCCACAGGGCCAAGGCAUGCCAGCGCCCAGAGCGCCGCCGCCACAGCGGGAGACAGAGCCUCCAGUUACACCCGGCGAGCUAGAACAUUUGAGGAUGGUUGUUAAAGGCAACCCCAACGAUCAGGCGACUGCACUGAAAUUGGCGAAGCGUCUCAUCGAAGCUUCAGACGUGCUUGUGCCAAAUAUCCCCGACGCGAGAGGCAAAGCGAAAGCUCGCGAACGAUAUACCAUGGACGCCCAGAAGAUCCUCAAGAAGCUGGUCAACUCCCAGAACCCAGACGCCAUGUUUGUAAUGGCAGAUGGUGUGGGUAGGGGUUUGUUUGGCCCCGAGGGAGAUUCCAAAGAGGCCUUUGCGCUGUACCAAUCUGCCGCGAAACUGGGUCAUGCUGCGGCUGCCUAUCGUACAGCCGUAUGCUGUGAAAUUGGCCAUGAGGAAGGGGGUGGCACUCGCAAGGAUCCUAUGAAAGCGAUUCAGUGGUACAAACGCGCGGCCACUCUAGGAGACCCGCCAGCCAUGUACAAGGUCGGCAUGAUCCUUCUCAAAGGCCUGCUGGGCCAACCUAAGAACCCUAGAGAGGCUGUGGGUUGGCUGAAACGGGCGGCGGAGAGGGCAGACACAGAGAACCCUCACGCUCUUCACGAACUUGGAUUGCUAUAUGAAUCGGCAUCAGGUAACGAUGUCAUUAUUCGAGAUGAGCAGUACGCCUUGAGCCUGUUCCAGCAGGCGGCAGAGAUUGGAUACAAGUUCUCUCAGUUUAGACUGGGCUGCGCGUACGAAUACGGAUUGCUGGGAUGUCCCAUCGACCCGAGGCUCUCCAUCGUCUGGUACUCGAAAGCAGCGCAGCAAGAAGAGCAUCAGUCAGAACUCGCUCUUAGUGGCUGGUAUCUGACAGGAAGUGAAGGCGUCCUAGGCCAGAGCGACACGGAGGCGUAUCUGUGGGCAAGGAAGGCUGCAGUGGCAGGGCUGGCCAAGGCAGAGUACGCGAUGGGCUAUUUCACGGAGGUGGGCAUCGGCGUCCCGGCAAACAUGGAGGAUGCCAAGCGAUGGUAUUGGAGAGCAGCUGCACAAGAUUUUCCCAAGGCCAGAGAACGAUUAGAAGACUUGAAACGAUCCGGCAAGGAAAAGGCCCGUCCGAGAGAGCGAAUAUCUCGAAGCCAGAAGCAACAGGAAGGAGACUGUGUAGUGAUGUAG